AUGGUUGAGACUGAUCAAUCUCUUCCCUAUGCCACCUUAAUUCACAUGCUCUCGCUGAAACUCUCCACCACCAAUUAUCUGUUGUGGAAGACACAGGUUGAGACCCUUUUGCAAUCGCAGGGGCUUUUUGGUUUCCUUGAUGGUUCAGAUUCUCCUCCCUUGCCUGCAAGUACUGCUCCCGCUAAUGUUGCUUCUGCCGAAAAAGCUAAGAAGGAUUGGCUUAUGCAAGACCGUCACCUUCAUAGUCUUCUUCUUUCUUCUCUCAGUGAGGAAUCCAUGGCAGAAACUAUUGGAUGCAAAUCUUCUGCAGAAGUUUGGAGUGCCCUAGAAAAGGAUUAUGCCUUGCAAUCCAAAACUCGUGAGAUUCAAUUGAAAGACGAUCUUCAGCAUAUGCGUCGCGAGUCACUCUCGGUUGCAGAUUUCAGUUCCAAGUUUCGUGGUAUCUGUGAUCAAUUAGCAUCCAUUGGCUCCCCAGUACCCGAAAACUGA
This is a messenger RNA of Lactuca virosa, 489 nucleotides long. NCBI's taxonomy places the organism in Eukaryota, Viridiplantae, Streptophyta, Magnoliopsida, Asterales, Asteraceae. The record is from the annotation of a GenBank genome assembly.